UUCCAAUUCGUCAAUUCUUGCUACUAAAUUUUCCAAACCUUACAACUAUAGUUAAUUGCUCAUGGAAAGACAUGGCACAAAGUACGACCGCACACAGACGACACUAGGAUAUGAUCAUGGCAGCGAGCUCGAGGCUGAGGAGCGACCUGAAGAUUUUCAUUCGCCCGAGUGGCGCAAGCGCAGCAGACACUUUCUAGUCUUGAGUAGUGCUGGAAAGCCCAUAUACAGCCGAUAUGGUGACGAGUCGCACCUAUCGACGCUGAUGAGCGCCAUCCAAGCGAUUAUAUCAACAUUUGCCGAUAUGAGCGACCCAGUGCGGUCAAUGACUGUCGGCAGCCACACACUGGUAUUUUACACAAACGGGCCGCUGUAUCUGUUGGCUGUCUCAGACAGGGGAGAUCCAGAAGACCUGCUGCGCAAUGAACUGCAGAUUCUGCACAGUCAGAUAGUGAGCAUAUUGACAUCGGCGCAGCUGACAAAGAUAUUCGAGCAGCGCAGCAAUUUUGAUCUUCGGCAGCUGCUGGGCGGCACAGAGACCAUUAUUGACCAGCUUGUCGACCGCAUGGAUACCGACUUUACUUUUUUGCUUGGGUCGCUGGACACGCUGUGGAUACGCUACCGGCUGCGCGAUCGCAUCGGAAAAGCCCUACUGGCAUCGCGGCCAAAAGGCCUCUUGUAUGCGAUGAUGGUUGCAGAUAUGAAGCUGGUGACACUCAUGCGGCCGCGCAAACACAGCCUGCAUCCGUCGGACCUCCAUCUUCUGUUCAAUAUGUCAUCCUCUAAGAACUUUGCCACUGGCGAGCAUUGGACGCCCGUGUGCUUCCCAAAGUUUAAUGACAAAGGGUUUUUGCACGUGUAUCUAAACUACAUCACGCCGAACGUCGCAAUUAUGCUUGUUUCUGCCGAUCGCAACAGCUUCUCAACCAUAUCUAAAUACUGCCAGAACAUUGCUGAGGAUCUGUCGACCGAUGACUCUCUCAAUAGGCUGGACGAUGCCGCAACCCAACGAGCUUUGAGGCCACGCGAGCUGGGCGUGAGCGGGCUGCUACAGUUAUAUUACAGACAUAAAACGUUGGUCCAGCAUUUUGGCACGCGCUUCGAACAGUCUGUUGAUAGCGACCAGCAACGACGGAUCAUCAGCACGUACAAGAGGAUGCGGCUGUACAUGACCAAGGGCGGGCCGAAUCCACUGCGAAUUAUAUACCACCGCAGUGCAGAGGACACAGUCCUAGCCUGGCAGUCGAGCGCGUUCGAGUUGUAUGCGGCGGUCGAGCCGUUGAUGGACGUGAAAGUCAUGAUUCGCCUGGUCAAUACUGUGCUGGAGUGGAUCAAAAACGAGGAGGACCACUUGUUUGUGAUAAACGCACCCAGCUACUGACCAAUUCGGCCGGCAGCCUAAAAUUAAUAUCUUUAUAAUACCCAAAGCUGCAAAGGUAGAAUAGUUGUGCCAAGCACACGUGUAUAAAAUUUAUAAAAUUUCUAAUAUCAAAA
Molecule: messenger RNA, 1491 nt
Organism: Kickxella alabastrina
Lineage: Eukaryota; Fungi; Kickxellomycota; Kickxellomycetes; Kickxellales; Kickxellaceae
Product: vacuolar fusion protein MON1
Exons: 1
Coding region: 62-1378 (438 amino acids)
Biological process (GO): protein targeting to vacuole; vesicle-mediated transport
Cellular component (GO): Mon1-Ccz1 complex; fungal-type vacuole membrane
Source: RefSeq, a predicted model, not a curated record